AUGAAAGAGCAACUUUAUCUGUUUAUUCAGACCUCUGGAGAUUCUCUUAGAAGUUAUUCUUUCCAGAGCAUUAAUGUGGGCAUUAUGUUGUGCAGCUCUGGUAAGUGUCAAAUUAUUCACUGGAGACAAGGGCACAAGUAUGAAUGCCAUCCUCCAAUCACCAGCAGCCAUGUCUACGAUGCAGGAAAUGACUCUGGUCAAAAGGCAGUAUUGAGAAAACAGUGCGAGUUUUCUGAUGACAAUUUGGAGAUUGAAGGCUUCUCUACGGCCACUGGCACAAAUGAAACAUUGGUUGAUGUUUCGGACUGUGAGUUGCCUAUUUUGAGUGCAUCUGAUGGAUUAGAGGGACGUCAACCCAAGGCUGAUAAACUUAAGAAUACCCCUGAUGUUAAAGAUAUGGAGCUAAUUAAAUUACUACCAUCAGAAUUUCCUAGUUCAGUCAAUUCUGUAAAUAGUUCUUUUUCUUGUAAAUUAAAGCAGGAGAAAUCCAGUGUUACUGCUGGAGAGGAUCACUGCUACUCAGCUGGUUAUGCAGAUUCAAGAGUUGUUCAUCAAUUUAAAGCUUCAAAAAUCUCAGUAUCCAACCCAUUAGGGUUUGGCACCGAGGUUGCUGGAAUAUACAAUUGCAAGGUGAUCUUUCCAUAUGAUCUAUUCGUCAAACUCUACAAUUCAGAAAAAUUGGAACUGUGUCCCUUUGGCCUCACAAACUGUGGUAACAGCUGUUAUGCUAAUGCUGUGCUCCAGUGCCUGGCAUUUACUUUACCUCUUACCUCCUAUCUUCUUCGAGGACUCCACUCUAAAGCAUGUUCAAAGAAAGAGUGGUGUUUCACCUGUGAGUUUGAGGGCUUAAUUCUGAAGGCAAAGGAGGGGAAAUCUCCACUGUCCCCGAUUGGGAUACUCUCACAAAUACAAAGCAUUGGCAGUCAUCUUGGUUGUGGUAGAGAAGAAGAUGCCCAUGAAUUUUUAAGGUAUGCUAUUGAUGCAAUGCAAUCUGUUUGCCUGAAGGAAGCGGCGGUUAAUACAGUAGACCAGAUGGCUGAAGAGACAACUCUUGUAGGCCUGAUAUUUGGGGGUUACCUUCGAUCUAAGAUAAAUUGUAUGAAAUGCCAAGGAAAAUCUGAGCGGCAUGAACGGAUGAUGGAUCUUACUGUUGAAAUACAGGGGGACAUUGGAAUCCUCGAAGAGGCUCUAGCAGAGUUUACAGCCACUGAAACAUUGGAUGGAGAGAACAAGUACCACUGUGGCAGAUGCAAAUCUUAUGAGAAAGCGAAAAAGAAGUUGACAGUGUCCGAAGCUCCUAAUGUCCUUACAAUUGUUUUGAAGCGAUUUCAGUCUGGUAAAUUUGGAAAGCUUAAUAAGUUUGUUAAGUUUCCAGAGAUCCUGAAUUUGGCUCCAUAUAUGAGUGGGACAAGUGACAAAUCCCCAAUAUACCAGUUAUAUGCAGUGGUGGUUCACUUGGACAUUAUGAAUGCUGCAUUUUCUGGUCACUACGUGUGUUAUGUUAGAAAUGUCCGGGGAAAGUGGUUCAAGAUUGAUGACAGCACGGUAAAACCCGUUGAGCUUGAGAAUGUCUUAUCAAAGGAGGCAUACAUGCUUCUUUAUGCCAGGUUCUCACCACGGGCCCCAAGUUUGAGUAGGAAAUCAAUGAUAUCUACUGACCGCAAAAUGAAAAGCAGUAGAUGCUCAGAAGCUGUUAACAACAGUGCAAGAAGUACCACAUCCAAGUCCAGAACUAGCAUGGUUCCUAACAUUGGCCCUGCAAUGGUACAAAGGGUGACUGAAGGCUACACUCCUUGGAUGACUACGGAUGGCGCUGCCAGCUUUGAAUCAUUUGAUUCUGAUGAAGACAAGUUCCAUCUGAUGCAUAGGAUGCAUGAAGUGGAUUCAUUGAGUGAUAAUUCUUCCCUCUUCAGCUGCUCAGAUGCUGGUUCUUGCAGUACUGAAAGCACGAGGGACUCGACCGGUACCGAAGAUUUCUCUGAUUACAUAUUUGGGGAACAAGGACGCAGUUGGAAUAGUCCAAGGGUCUCGUCAGACUCAGAUAGUUCUUCCUCCUCCCCCUUAUGCUCGCUUCCUCCCCCGGUAAACUUGAAGAGGUAUGAAUUGGAUUCUCCUGAGACUAGUGGGUAUCAGAUUCACACUAUGGGUCCAGUGCCAGAGGCUGAUAAAGUUUGGAUGAGGCAGUCUCAAGGGAGCAGAAGGAAAGAGCAUUUGCAAGGGAAGGGAAACCCUCCCCUUUCACACUCUGACACAACUAAACCCUGUAGAAAGUCCACAAACCGCUGUAGUAGUAGUAGUAGUAGUAGUAGUAGAUGUAGCUGUAGGGAGACUGACUCAAAGAAAUUUAGUUGGAUUAACCAUUUUGAUGUGAGAUCUGGUGUAUCAUUGAGAAGAUCUGUGAGGGAAAGAACGGCUCAAACAUUAUAUUAAAUGGUUUGAGUUGUGGAGAAAAAUAAGAGUUUAAAAGCUGUAUGUAUGUUACACUUAUGCCUAUUAGUGGGAAAAACUGGCUACCAUUCUUUGUCUGUCAA
Messenger RNA from Macadamia integrifolia, 2531 nucleotides. Its product is annotated as ubiquitin carboxyl-terminal hydrolase 16-like. Lineage: Eukaryota; Viridiplantae; Streptophyta; Magnoliopsida; Proteales; Proteaceae. The record is from RefSeq and is a predicted model, not a curated record. The transcript is spliced from 11 exons. Gene Ontology annotation, molecular function: cysteine-type deubiquitinase activity; cysteine-type endopeptidase activity. The coding region runs from base 1 to 2430 and encodes 809 amino acids. Gene Ontology annotation, biological process: protein deubiquitination. Gene Ontology annotation, cellular component: nucleus; cytosol.